This is a messenger RNA of Linum trigynum, 297 nucleotides long. Lineage: Eukaryota; Viridiplantae; Streptophyta; Magnoliopsida; Malpighiales; Linaceae. The record is from the annotation of a GenBank genome assembly.
AUGGCGACGACGGUUCGGCAGCUAGACGAUCGCCUGAAUUCGUUUUCUUCGCGUACUCUGGAGGUUGAAAAUGCCGUCACCGCUCAGAUCGCUACUUUGGAGGAUCAGAAUCGCGCUCAAUCCAAUCAACUCACUGAGUUGAUAGCUCGUUCCGAGGGGCAUUCGCAGCAAUUUGUGACGAUCACGACGCGUCUGGAUGGAAUGGAAGAUCGAGCUGCCACUCGUUUCGCGCAAUUUGAUCAGCUUCAGCAAAAUGUUCAAGAGAUUCUUCGCCGGUUGGAGGCGGUUCAGCAAUGA